GUUUCCCACCCACAAUGCAUCAUUGCAGCAAACACAGCUCGGCCAUGUUUGUACUCUGGUCGUGAAUAGAAAUCCCUGCCGCAUAGAAGCUGUUCCCUUGCUAGUCUCACGUUUUGUACCGUCAAAAUGGUGAAAUACUAAAGAUUACAUGCACCCACCAGUUUUGUAGACAGACUUUAAGCGGGACGCGCCUUGCACCAUGUCAGCCAACGCUCAGGAUUAUGACUUUGAUGAAUAUGACAAACCUGGUGCUGAGCGGUCACGCAGGAGGAGAGGUGAAGAUGACGAUCUAGAGAGUGAUUUGGAAGAAGAUUUGUUGGGGGAGGAUUGGCUGUCAGGGAAGAAGAAUCCCUCAGAAGUGUCAGAUGAAGAGCUGAAUGAUGACCUUCUACAAAGUGAUAAUGAAGAUGUAACUAUGAGUGGUCAGGAAGUGAGCCUCAAUGCCACAUACAGCUUGGGCACAUCCUAUGGCCAGCAGGACAACGCGCAGGAAACAAACUACACAGAUGACGUUGUGAACCUGGGUGAAAAGGGCUGUGAGGGGGGUUACCAGCAAGAGGGGGAAGAGGAAUACACACAGGAAUACAGCCAAGACAACGCAGAGAUGCCUGAAGAUCAAAUGGAUUACACUGGAGAGCUAGCUGAGGGUGACGAUGGCUACCAGGAUGAAGUGCUAGACAUCCAAAUCAAUGAGCCCAUGGAUGGUGAAUUUCAAGAUGAUGAAUACCAAACCUCCUAUGAUGAUGAGCGUCUGGGUGAACAUGGAGUCCAACAGGAGGAGGUCCCCGAGGAUCAGGAGGAGGUAGGGCGAGAAGAGCAGCAGGAAGAGGAGGAGGAAGACACAGCCGAGGGCUCUCAGGUCUUUGACACAGAAGAGGUUGAAAAUGAAGUUGUGCCUGAAGAAGAAACAAAAGAGGAAUCGGACGAGGAGGAUGAGGAAGAUGAGGAGUCUGGACGCAUACGGUUCAAAUCUGAAAGAAAGGAUGGCGCUGUUGUGCGGUUGGCUGAUGCAGGCAGUAACAGAAGAAAUAUUCCUGAAACACUAGAACUGUCAGAGAAGGCCAAGCAAGAUCUGAUGGAGUUUGAAGAACAAGAAAAGCAAAAGAGACAGAACCGAUAUGGAGGCCGAGGCAUGCGAGGAGGAAUGCGAGGAGGCCGAGGAAGAGGAGGCUUCCCACCUUUUGGAAUGGUAGAUUUUAGAGGAGGAAACAGAGGAAGAAUGAUUGACCAGAGGAUCCCCAUGAUGAUGGGCAUGCAGCAGCAAUCCUCCCGAAUGCCUCUUCCUCAUCAGCCUCAUCAGCAGCAACUGCACUCCCAGCAGCACCACCUUUCACGUCCAAGAGGUCCUCCUCCCUUCCAAGACCAUGGGCGCCCACUGGCCCAGCAGGCCCUUCAGCCCCUCAUCCCCCCACACAUGGCUCACCGCUCCCCACCAUUGCGGCCCCAGAUGGAGCCGCCACCACGAAUGAUGAGCUCCCCGCCCCCCAACUUCCCCCAGCAUCACCAGCAGCAGCCUCCACAGUCCAAAAACAUCCACAUUAACCCCCAUUUCAGAGGGCCCACGUCAUCCUCUGUACAAGUGCCCUUGAUGCCUCCUGCUCAGAGCCAACCCAGACCUGCUGUGGGUCCUCAGAGGUUCCCUGGACCGGGAGACUUCCAGCACCACAUUUCUGGUAAUUUUGGCCAGCCCCAGCGGCCCCUUCAUCACAUGGAGCCCUUUAGGAACCAGCUACCGCAAGGCCCCCAAGACAGAGAGCCCCACUUCAUGGGAGAGCGCACUGAGUCAACACGGUUUCCAGGGCAGCACAUGUUUGAUCACCAGGGCCCCAGUCCUCUGAUGAACAGCAGCCACAACCUUCACCAGCAGCAGCUGCCCGGCCAGGGCCACAUGGGCUUCGGCCCACCAGGACCAGCCUUUAACCAACCUGGUCAGGGUCCGCUAGGACUUUUUCCGAGAGAACCCCCAAGACCCAACCUCCCUCCCCACCAAGGUCAUCAGGGGAUGGUCGGCUUGAAUCAACAAGGUGGCCCCCCCAACCAGCCCAGACCCUUCAUGGGCCCUCGUCAGCCGUUUGGCCAGCAGGGGAACCUUUUCCCCCCUCCACAAGUCCAGUUUGGGAUGCAGGUACGACUAAGAGGCUUAAUGCAAUGCCCUCCUGUCUCCCAGCUUCAGCAUCACGACCCAAUGCCAUCCCAUCAGGCCAUGCACCAGCAGCAGCAACAUCAUAGGCAGGAGUUACCCCAUCAUCAGCAGCAACAUCUAAAUGUCAAUGAGCCUCGCCCCAUGAUGCACCAUGGCCAGAAUCCCUUCCAUCAACAGCAGGUGCAUGGUAGCCCCAGGCAGAUGACUCCCCGCCCUCAGAACCCCCAACAGCGCAACAUGUCUAACAACAGGCAGAGGAUGAACACACCUGUCUCCAAGCAAAUGCAGCAGCGCAACAGCAACCUCCGGGAGCUCCCUGUAGCACCUGGCAACACGAACAUGAACAGUGCCCGCCCCGCCGCCAACGUUAGGCCUGUUGCCAAGGCAACACAAGGGGCGCGUCCUGGGCAGAACACUCUGCUGGUGCUUGACGGUGGCAGAGGAAGAGGCCCAUUUGCUGCCAAGAUGGAAUCGCAGCCUGGGGGAGCAGGCAGGACAGUGGUUCGCAAGGAAAUCCCGAGCACACCGUCCAACAUGGCACCACAGGACCCUAAUGAGGAUGAGGAGACACGGCAGUACCGUCUGAAGAUUGAGGAGCAGAAGCGUCUGAGAGAGGAGAUCCUGAAGAGAAAGGAGAUGCGACGGCAGAUGCAGGCUGGCGUCAGAAAGAAGGAGUUGCUGGAUAGGCUCAAUGCCCAGACUCCGACCCAAGGCCCAGCUCCUUCACAGAUUCAACCCUCACAACAACAUCAGCAAAUGCCAUACCCUGUACUACAACAACAACAUCAUCAUCAACAACAACACCAACCACAACCACAGCAGCAACAACGGGAACAAAAACCGCAGCAACAACUACAUCCACAACAGCAGAGACAGAUGCCUCCGAGAACACAACAAUCAUUUAAUCAAACAUUUAAGAUUCCUAUUCAAUCCACCCCUAUCCCUCCCAACGGAAAUCCUCAGAUCCUUACACCACGUCCCAAUGUCAAGACACGCCUGCAGAUGGUAAAAGGUAGCGUCCAGCUGCAACAGACCCCUGGGCCUGUUCCAGACCAGCAAUGGAAACCGCCUCAACAAAAUCAGCUGCAGCUGCAACAACAGCGAAGGAACAGUGCUGUGCUGAACGUAAACAGGUCUGGUACUCAGAUCCAGUCCAAUCAGGUGAAGAACAUACCUGUAACUCCCUCUUUGGGCCCUGGUCAGACUCAGGCUCCAACUCCAACUCCAACUCAAGGACCUAAACCUGGGGCUAAAAGGACUGUGAUGCAGCGCGCCAAGAAUCCUAGUUUCGAAGACCAGCAGGUGCCCCAAAAAGUCAGAGUCGUCAAACUUUCAGGAGCGAGUGGAAAAGGGCCAGUGGCAGCCGGUAGCCCCGUGCAGCAACAAGGCACCUGGUCGCCACCCCCGCUCAACCAGGCCGUGCAAAGGAAGGUUACCAUGACAGGGCAGCAGCAAGAGGGAGCAGGCGGAACACCACAGGCUGGCCUAGGGGUCAUGGGCAGCCCACAGCAAAACAGGGUUGUCGUGUCGGGCCGGGGCCGAGGUAGAGGGGGUGGUCCGAUGGGUCGAGGUCGUCCAAUGGCCACCAGACAGAGCCCAAGAGGAGACGAGAGUGAAUGCUGUACCGUGUCCAUAGAGGGCCUCUCCUCAUCCACAACUGACGCUCAACUGCAGAAUCUUCUCAGGUCCAUCGGACCCAUAGAGAUGUUCAAAAUGAUGCCCCAGCAGAGGAAAGCAGUCGCCACAUUUUCCAGUUCCCAGCAUGCAGCAAGUUUUCAAAUGAGCUUCCAUAGGCACAUGAUUGAUUUGUCCCACAUUGAUGUGUCGCUGAUUGAUGGAUGAGGAGCGCACUAGAGGGAGCCCUGUUACAAGAAGUCACUUUCUCCCAACGUGGGAGCUUCUCGUGCUCAGCUCCAACCUGGCAUAGGAAUAUUUCUUCAGCCCUUUGGGGUGACACAGUCCACGUCUCGGCACAGAAGCGUCAUUCAUCGAUCAACUUUGGGACAGUGAACAUAAGGUCCUUAACUGCGAGCAUGCCAUUGUAUAAAUGUGUCUACCAAUCGUCCACUGUUGUAAAAUGGCACUGGAGAGACCCUGGACUGUUCAUCCUACUUUGAUGUAGUUUGUGAAGAAUGUUUUGUGCAUCUUACACGGGACACUAAGUAGAACGUAUCACGGGAUAAUGGUUGCUCCCCUCCUCAGUUAGAUUCACUGUUAAAACUAAACAAAAACCUAAACUUUGUCAUUCUCAUAUGACCACUUCAUAGUAGUUUUUUUAUUAUUAUUUGCGGCUCACUGUUUGGUUCGGUGCAGGAAGUGGUUGUGGCAGACUGUGGCCCGCCUAUUCACAUGGCAGUGUGUCUCCCCCUCUGUAGAUGGCAGUGUUUCAUCAGUUAUGGGGCUUCAUUUUUUCCAACUCGAGCCCGCUUUCAGGUAGAAAUGUGUCUCAAAGCAGUUUUUUUUUUGAGUAAAUGGCGCCAUCUAGUGGAGAACUCGUAUACAGGCACAGAGGUGGAGGAUUUCACAUUUGACACAGAGCAGUGACUGGAAACAAAUUGGCAUUUGAAAAUGAAAAUGUUCUUUCUAAAUUCCCAAUGGUUUUAGGAAUUGUAAAUGUUGUGAUUUCUGUGCAUAUUUUGUGGUGUUUUUUAGUUUCAGUGCUGCUUCUGGGACAGAUAGUGCAGACCCUCUCUAGAUCAGUUUGGUCAUUUGGCUUUGCUCCUUGUUCUAAUCGUUAUUAGAUAUUUUAACUGUUACCUGGAAUCAAUUUUGGAAUAACCUUCCAUGGCUUUUGGAUGUCUAUUUUUAGUUGUAUUUCUGAUUAUGGAGUAGUUGGAUUUAAGUUAAGUCGAGUGUGCUUUGAGGAAAUGGAUAUGCAGGCUUUUUUGGGGGGGGAUUUCUAUAAUUACACAUUUAAUGUAUUGUUUUUGGAGAUUUGAUAUUCGUCAUUUCUCCUCCGGAUACAUUUCUGUACAUUUUUGUCGGGCUAUACACGAGACUUCCUCUGUUCUGGUAUAAUUGAUCCGAUUCUGCGGGACUAUCUUUAAAUAAUUUGGUGCCUUAUCACUGAGCUGCAUGGUGUAUCUUGGAAUAGCACUUUGAGCGGUUUGCCUUCACACGGAGCAGAUGUUUUGGCAGUAUAGCAGAAACGUACAACUAAUUUACCCCCAUCAUUUGCCCCAUGAAUUGAAUUCCUGCCCCAAAAAAUGUAAUUAGCCUUAUUCUAAUUAAAACAUUCAUAAUCAUAUUGAUAUCAUCCUCCUGCAUAAAGAUACAUUUCUUCAUGAGAAAUUGUAAGUAACAUUUGAGCGAUCUCUAAUGCGUUUUUAUUUUCUCUGAGCAUGGCCCCUUGUUUGGGGAGUGCUGCCACAUCCUUACUGUUUGAUAAUCUCCGUGUCUGGCUCUGUUGAAUUUCACGGGACAUCAUUUUUAGACUAGAUAUAGCGAGUUAGGCUCAUUUACUUUUUCCAUAAUUGACUUUUUUUCUUCAUCAUCACACGACACAUUUAGUCUUUUCCGGGUUUAAAGUUCGCCAAGUUCUUUUUAAAUAUUUAGGCAUUGUUACCCGUGUUUACUGUCGAAGUUCAGAAGCGGAUCUCGUGUACAUUAUUCACAGGAAUGUGACAAAAGGAAGCCGAGGGGGGGCAACCAUUAUCUCCGCUGUGAUCAUGUACAGAAGUAGAGCAGAACUUUCUCUCGAUAUUUAUCCUGUUGAAUUUUUUUUAGUUAUUCUUUCCUUAUGUUGUAUCAAGUUAAACAUUUUUAUAUGUAAGGAUAUGCUGAUGGGUCCAGACAUAAAUCAUUUUACUAGUGUUUUGUUUCCUAAAAUGAAGAAUGACUGGACCACAUUUCUGUUGAUGAUAAGACAUUUGAAAAAGUGUUUACGGGAAAAUAAAAACAUGGCCAAUAUACCGUGAACAUGCAGGUAUGUGAAGCCGGUUAAACUGUAGCCCAAAGAUGUGUGGUUGUGUGUGAUGUCCGGCGCCUUUACGGUGAAUCCUCCUUCUUAUUUUUGCUGCAUUUUAUUCAUUUAUACUAAACGUAUUCUGUAAGUUCAACUUUAAACAUCACAUAUACUUUAAAAAAAACAACAACAAAAAAAUUUUAACGCCAAGAAAUACUACCUCGUAUAGAUUUAGGGGGAUGCCACUGAAUGAUUUGCUUCAUAGCCAGAAACACAAGUUUGUCCUUCCCAUUUAACUGUGAUGUCAUACUAAUGUUCAGCUCCCUACAGCCCCCCCGGCGUCCUAGAAGCAACGCAAACCGUAGCGUCAUUUUAAACUUCCACUGGAUUUGACGAGUACAAAGAUCAUUUGGAGGGUUAACAUUUCGACAUUCUGUCUUUUUUAGUUGCUGUUGAUAAAUCAACUCCUGGCCGUGCAUCGGGAUGACAUCACAGAUUAAGUAAUUGGUUCUCUGGUUUAAAGACUUCACAAAGUUACCUAUUGGCCUCCGUCCUUGACUUGCAUGUGUGAAUCAAAUUCAUAAAUUUAGUGGUAUUUCCCUUAAAUGAAGAAUUACUUGAAAUAACCACAAGGUUAUAAAAAAAAACUAAGCUGCACACGUGUGAUUCUCAACAUGCCUGAAGUAUUAGAAGUGUUGGGACUGAAAAUGUCUAAACUCCUAAACUUGAAGUUCCACGGUUUUAAGUCUUUUUUUCUACGUUGUACAGUUGUUCUAAACUGACUUCUUUUUAUGUUUUAUUCCUUUUUGUUUUGUGUUGAACUGAUGUAGAGGUUUGUGUUCCCUAACGAUGUGUAUUUAAUGUCUUUCAUGUUGUGGGUUACACUUGACUUCUUUUAGUGUUGUGUAAAUCCUAUGGAUUUGAAAAAGUACCGGCAAUGCCAGUAAUAAGUAUAUGGCUACAAGACGUCUGGCCUUGUAAUGACAGAGCAGAUUCAUAUUGAAUCUUUUUGUACCUUAAUUUUAAGAAUUCCGUACAUCUAUGUACCUUUUUGAACUUUUAGACAUUGUUCUAUUUCUCAUAGUAAUUUCCUUGAGGAAAAUGGUGCUCGACUACAUCCUGAUUUACAGCCGGCUGGUUACGGCAUUUAAUAUCUGACCAAGAAAGGCUCCUCUAUGACAUGUCUUUGGGUCUUAUGCUUGCGUAAGCCUACACUAUGGCUGCUCGUAUCACGAUGACUAGCUUCGGGUCAGAUACGCACGGUCUGAGUUGGGUUCUUCGACACUAACGUACAGCUUUUUUCCUUUAGGUCCAUUCGUGGGUUCCAGGGUGCUGAUGUUUCGCAGACCGGCUGAACUAACUAUUUAAUUCUUUCUUUUUCUUCAGGUCACGUCCACUUCGACAGAGCUAGAAGCCAAAUUAAAAGACCAUACCAAAGGUUUAGCAUGUUCUAGCAAAUCAACAAGUUGGGUUCUAAAUGGGUUAUGGGUUAUAUACAAAUGACAACUUAAAGGCAAGCUGGUCAUACUGGCACUGUGUGCAUAUCAGCUCGCUUAAAACUAGCAAUCAUCACAUUCAACUAUUAAUUGGCUUUACUUUAUGUUGUUGUUGCAUGAUGAGGCAGAUGAUGUUGUUGGUUCCUUGAGGUGCUCAUGCGAAGCUCCAACAUCUGAUAUUUGAGUUGAGGUAGUUUAUCGUUCGUCCCUCUCAUGUAAUGAUUCACAAGGUUAACUUUUAAAAACCCAGCUGGUCAUUUGAAACCACUUGCUACUUUAUUUCUCAAAGGCUUUCUAUCCUGCUGGUGUGGAAACUAAUUCAUUUGCUGAAUGUUGUUACACAAGUGAAAGUUUUUCAUCUGGUUUUUUUUUUUUUAAGUCGAAAUUCCUCAAAGUCUACAACAUGUCAUGUCUUUGUUUGGUUCAACAAAUAGCUGCAACUUGUUUAUUUAAGUUUAUAAUACGCCAGAUGCAUAGUUUUUUGUACCAGCAGAAAGUGUUGUUUGUGUAUGUGCCUUGUAUUUAUCUAUGAGUUGCUCAAAUUGAACCAUUAGUGCAUUUAAAAAUAUAUAUUUAUUACAUGAGAGGUACAAACCAGUUGAGCAAAAGCAUUCAAAACCAUUGGUAUGGUCCAAACACGUGUGCUGUUCUGGUGUGAGGGUGUAGCUUUGUUUUGGAGGGCACUGUAGGGAAACGCCACAUCACCAAAAACACAAUGAGCUCUCGUGUUAACAGUCAUUUCUCAACAGCGUACUGGUGAGAGGAGCCAUUGACCAGCUGUAGCCAUGAUACUGCUAUGUCACUUUUCCUGCCUUAACUCACUCACUUAACACUUUAGCUUCUUUUACAGCCACGCAGUGUCCGGCUUAGGAAUGAAGAUUUUUUUCAUCAUUCAUUUGCCCCCCCCCCCCCCCCCCCCGUAAAAGAUUUCUUUCCAUUACAGCUUUUCCUGCCACCGCUGUUCUUCCAACUCGCAUAUAUUUGACAGUUGCUCAUCUUUUCCUUGAUGCUGCCAUUGUUGAAUGAACUUUAAGACUUCUGUAUCAAGCAGGGUGGCCUACCUGGAUUACCAUUGUUUGUUAGCCCAGUGGAUGGAGGUUUCCAUCUCUGUGACGACAGCCGGGUUCACAGAGCAGACACGUAACUCUAAAGCCGCUUUAUGGCUUUCACUGCACCAAAGGUCAUCCCAACUUCUUGACAUGCAUUGUUUGGUUGGAUUUUUGACAAAGACACUACAGUUGGUUUCCUCAUCCCCGAACAAUAUGGUGCACCGAAUAAUGACUGAAAAAUCCAACCUCAGAGUUUUCACAGGAACUGUUGACAACCCAUCCUGUCGUGCGUGUUCACAAUUUUGAUGUGUGACAUGAAGUAAUCGUGUUUUGUGUUGGAAAAGUCCUGUUCUGAUACUGUAAAUGUGAAAUGUGUGAGUUUCUAAAGAGAUUGGAUGGUUUUUUUAAAAAGAAAAGGAAUCUUAAAGAGAUGGAAUGUGUUCAAUUUGAUACUCAACACUGGAGAAAAAUAAAUGUUUUGAUACACACAGCAA
Messenger RNA from Cottoperca gobio, 9086 nucleotides. It is a transcript of the gene rbm33a, whose product is annotated as RNA binding motif protein 33a. Gene Ontology annotation, molecular function: RNA binding. The transcript has 19 exons. The record is from RefSeq and is a predicted model, not a curated record. Lineage: Eukaryota; Metazoa; Chordata; Actinopteri; Perciformes; Bovichtidae. The coding region runs from base 200 to 3985 and encodes 1261 amino acids.